AUGGAUUCGUCAAGCGUUUCGCCCUCGCAAUCUCGGCUCUUUAGACCACUCAAAGUUGGAACAAUGAAUCUUCAACAUCGUAUAGUGUUGCCGCCACUGACCCGAUUCCGAAACGACGACGCCCACGUUCCGCUUGAUUUCAUGCAGAAGUACUAUGCCGAUCGCGCUUCUGCACCAGGAACACUGGUCAUCUCCGAGGCUACGGCUGUGGCUCACAGCGAGGAGGGCCAGCGAAACCUUCCCGGUCUCGUCUCUGACGACCAGGUCGAGGGAUGGCGCAAGAUCAUCGCCGGUGUUCACGCUCAGGGGUCGUACUACUUCCAGCAGAUCUGGGCUAUGGGCCGUGCAUCCGAUGCUGAAUACAUGGAAGAACGAGGCCUCCCCUACCGGUCAAGUAGCAACGUACCUCUUCCAAAGUCGAGGAUGCAACCGCGAGAGAUGACCGAGGCCGAGAUUUUGGACACUAUUCAAGCAUUUGUUGAUACCGCAAAACGCGCCGUCGCUGCAGGCGCCGAUGGAAUUGAGAUACACUCUGCCCAUGGGUAUAUGCUUGACCAGUUUUUAUCCGACGGUAUCAAUAAACGGACUGAUAGAUGGGGCGGCUCGAUCGAGGGCCGUUCACGUCUUACCAUAGAGGUCGUCAAAGCAGUGGUCGCUGCGAUUGGCGCGGAUCGCGUGGGACUGCGUCUAUCACCCUUCGCGGGUUUCCAAGGGUCGGAGAAGUCCGAUUCCAGAGAGUUGUACACCUAUCUUGUUGGGCAACUCAAGUCUUUGAACUACAAGCUUGCAUACUUGUCGCUUGUGGAGGCAACAGGUGACCCAGGUGCUCUUAUCUUCGAUGACCAAGAGAUCAAUCUUGGGCAGACUUUGGACUUCAUCCUGGAAAUCUGGGACAACCUGUCCCCAGUCAUCGUAGCUGGUGGCUACCGGCCGGAUACCGCAGCCCGAGCGGUGGAGUAUCAUUACAAAUGGUUUGAUGUUCUCAUUGGGUUCGGACGGCUCUUCCUUGCCAACCCAGACCUGGUAUUCAAGAUUCAGCAUGGGCUAAAGCUCAACCGCUAUGACCGCUCGACAUUUUAUUUGAACAAGUCCGAGGUGGGCUACAACGACUAUGCCUUCAGCGAGGAGUUCCUGGGGAUAGCCUCUCCACAGGAAGUAUCUGCGAUGAGUACUGAGGUUGUUGCGCAGGAUCUUCGAAUGACUGAAUCUGGGCGGUCGCUAGUUCAAGCCGGUACAGCAGAGGCCUCUGAAGUUGAAGCAUAA
Messenger RNA from Thyridium curvatum, 1263 nucleotides. RefSeq lists its product as uncharacterized. NCBI's taxonomy places the organism in Eukaryota, Fungi, Ascomycota, Sordariomycetes, Thyridiales, Thyridiaceae. The record is from RefSeq and is a predicted model, not a curated record. Bases 1 to 1263 code for a protein of 420 amino acids. Gene Ontology annotation, molecular function: NADPH dehydrogenase activity; FMN binding. The transcript has a single exon.